AUGGGUGAUCAAGCAGAGACAACCGCUAAGGCGCCAAAAGUUGCGAUCAUUGGUGCUGGUCUGACGGGGUUAUUGGCCGCUCAAGGACUUAAGAAGAGAGGCUUUCAAGUUGCAGUCUUUGAUUGUGAAUCCGGGAUUGAUUCUCGCCCACGAGAUUGGACCAUUGUCUUGCACUGGGCCCUGCCUACUCUCGGUGAAUUAUUGGAUGACGACGUCAGGAACGAGUUGCCAAAGGCUAUAUGCAAUCCCUAUUUGGAUUUCAACGACGACGUGGAGUGCCUCCCAUGCUAUAACGGUAAUACAGGUGAACUGCUAUUCAAAAGCGCAUUGCCAGGGUCUAGACGCGUUUCACGACAACGUUUACGAAAAGUUCUCAGUCAAGGAAUUGACGUCAAAUGGAGCAAAAGACUUGUCGAACUGAAAUUUCUUUCCGAUAAUAACAAUGAAUGCACGGAUGAAGAGAGCCCCGUUCAGCUGCUUUUCGAUGAUGGGGCUAUAGAUAUUGCCGACUUCGUGCUGGCUGCCGAUGGAGCUUCGUCAACAAUACGCGAGUUACUUCUCGGUCCCGAGGCAGCUCGCGUUCAACUUGCCGGCUUAAUGUUCGCUACUGGAGUCACCCAUUAUCACGAUGCCGACAAAGUUGCCGCCGUGGUUAAAGCUCACCCCGUGGCCGCGAUUACAUUGGGAAUGGAGUCCAUAGCAGGGUGUGGUGUUCUGCAUGUAGAAGACCAGGCUGACAUGUCCACUUGGACGACAUUUUGGACUAAAAUAUGGCGUGGGAGCUCGGCUGACAUGCCCAAAGAUCAAAGCAUGGUGGAAUAUAUCAAAGAUACUACAAAGGAUUUAUGCGAGCCAUUCCAAUCACUGGUUGACUGGACACCUCCAGAAAGCGCAUGCUAUAUCGAUGAAAUGAAGUACUGGGUGCCGGUAUCGUUCGAUAACCAUGCCGGAAGAGUCACCCUUGUUGGAGAUGCAGCUCAUCCCAUGUUGCCUUUCCGCGGGCAAGGAUAUCAACAUGCGAUCACGGAUAUCAAAAACUAUGUUGACGCUCUGGUAAGAAUCAAAUGCGCGCCAAAAACCAGCGACAGAAAAGAAAUGAUGUCUGCCUUUGACUCAGAGAUGAUUGAGAGGACUGGAAAGGCAGUCAAGCAGUCUGUGCAAGAAGCCGAGUACUCGAUGAACAUGGAGACCGUUGGUAAAAUGUUGAUGGCUACUCAUGGGCACGGUCGGUCGGCUUAA
Molecule: messenger RNA, 1239 nt
Organism: Talaromyces marneffei
Lineage: Eukaryota; Fungi; Ascomycota; Eurotiomycetes; Eurotiales; Trichocomaceae
Exons: 4
Coding region: 1-1239 (412 amino acids)
Molecular function (GO): FAD binding
Source: RefSeq, a predicted model, not a curated record